Molecule: messenger RNA, 513 nt
Organism: Cetraspora pellucida
Lineage: Eukaryota; Fungi; Glomeromycota; Glomeromycetes; Diversisporales; Gigasporaceae
Source: the annotation of a GenBank genome assembly
AUGUUGGAACAAGUCGAAGCAGAUAAUCUUGUUCAGGAUUUGAAAAUAGAUGUUUUACAAGCAAUCUUUGCAAAUCUUUCAGAUGAUCUUCAUGAAGCUGGUGAUUCAAGGCUUGAAGGUUUUAUUAGGUCACUGGAUACUCUUUGUUUUCCAAAUGCAAUAGAAAUUGAUGAAUUCUUAAAUUUUAAUGGUAAAGAGAUUGUUUAUGAAGUCCCCCUGGAGGAUCAAAUCAUUAAGGAGCUGGCUUAUGUGUUCAGAAAUAAUGAAAGUGUUGAAGUUAUGGAUGAAGAAAAUACUGAGGUAAUAGAUGAAGAGGAAGACGAUAGUGUAGAACCCACAAUUGUUAGUGGUAGCUCAGCAUUGAAUAGCUUAGAAAACGUUCGGAUGUUUUUACUUCAGCAGGAAGACUCAGGUGAUCAAUUAAAAUCAAUUAAUUUUCUUGAGAAAUUUAUUAGGAGAAUGAUGUCAAGUUCUGCUCAGCAAACUCGCAUAAAUGAAUAUUUUAAGACAUAA